Messenger RNA from Saccostrea echinata, 746 nucleotides. RefSeq lists its product as uncharacterized. NCBI's taxonomy places the organism in Eukaryota, Metazoa, Mollusca, Bivalvia, Ostreida, Ostreidae. The annotation marks the transcript as partial. The transcript is spliced from 4 exons. The record is from RefSeq and is a predicted model, not a curated record.
AAGUGCUAUGUCUGGCAUUGAGGAAAUUGCAGAACCUACAGAUCCAAGGACUAAGAGCUUUAAGCCAUUUUCAGACAGUUUUGUGGAUCCUUUUAGAUUGACAAUGAGUGCCUCUGAACUGACAUGCGAAGAAAAUGACUCUUCUGAUGAUGAAGAAUAUGAGCCAAGUUUCCACCUGUCUUUAAAACUUGACCAUGGUGUGACGCUAGAUGAGUCGGAUUCAGAAGAGAUUGAGGACGAUGAAGAAAAAUUUGUAGAACAUGCUGAGUAUAGUUGUCUACCAGUUAUACGCAACAAUGAUGAAAUUGAACAACUGGUCCAUGAUUGUCCAGCCAUGGUUUACAUUAAUCAGCUGAUUACCUUGGCAGAAACAGGAGUCCCUAAGAUUUGUAGGGUGAAAGGAUGUGAAGCUCAAGUUCACAUUUCAUCAGAAGUAGUGUCUUCAGCUGUGUACCUGAGAUGGGUCUGCACAAACAAUCAUGAGGCACACAAAUGGUGUUCGCAACCUCUUCUUAAUAGACGGGUUCACAGUGGGGAUGUUUUAAUCUCAGCAGCUUUACUGGCGUCAGGAAAUAAUUUUCAAAAGAUUUCCCUGUUUUUUAAGUUCCUGAAGCUCCCCAUUCUGUCUGUCUCAUCAUUUAUAAAGAUACAAAGAACCUAUGUCACUCCAACAAUUGAAGAAAUUUGGAAAAAGCAUCAGAAUGAUAUUCUAGAAGAAUUCAGAGGAAAAGAUGUUGUUGUUCUUG